Oreochromis aureus is the source of this 5546-nucleotide messenger RNA. RefSeq names its product adhesion G-protein coupled receptor G4 (gene adgrg4b). The record is from RefSeq and is a predicted model, not a curated record. Gene Ontology annotation, molecular function: G protein-coupled receptor activity. The transcript is spliced from 31 exons. Gene Ontology annotation, biological process: adenylate cyclase-activating G protein-coupled receptor signaling pathway; cell surface receptor signaling pathway. Gene Ontology annotation, cellular component: membrane. Bases 1 to 3888 code for a protein of 1295 amino acids. NCBI's taxonomy places the organism in Eukaryota, Metazoa, Chordata, Actinopteri, Cichliformes, Cichlidae.
AUGAUCAUCCUUCAAAAUUACCUGAAUGUUUUUUUCUCUCUGUCUCUGCUGGGCAGCCCGGGUGCUGCUAAAGCGGAAGCGCCUAGGUUCAGCCUAUGGGGGGAAGUGGCUGAUUUCACUGCGGGAUGCAGCCACUGGACACUAAAGCGUCAGAUCACCAUCCCCGCCCUGCAAGAGCUCACAGUCUGCUUCUACCUGAAUCUAGAGGAGACCAUAGGUUCCUCACCAUGGACCGCCUUUAUGUACCGACAUCCAAUGGCACAGUAUGCUGAGCUGGGGCUGGGGUUUAAGGCGGGUCAUUUAGUGGUCUGGUUGUUUGGCGUGGAGUGGAGGACCCAGAAGAUCAACCUCCUUGAGUCACAGUGGUACCCACUAUGCCUGACCUGGUCACAUACAAAAGACAGACCUGCCUUAUACCUUAAAGGGACCCUGCUGAACCUCACGGCAGUUCUCUAUGGAGCUACUUUUACCUCCUCCUCAUGCUCCACACUGGCCCCCGAUGGAUCGCUCACUCUGGGAUCAGGACACUUCAUUGUAAACGACAACAUACAGAUCAUUCCUUUUACCGGUGUGUCGGGAAAACUCUCUCUGUUCCGGAUGUGGGGGAGAGAACGCAGCAGCAAGGAAGUGGCAUCAAUGAACUGUACAGAGGGGGAUGUUGUGAAGUGGGAGAGAGACAACUGGGACACUCAGAUCUGUGCUCCACUCCAAGAUCCCAGCCUGAAUUGCACAUGGUCCAUUUACCAAGUGAAACUGAUAAUUACUAUUAUUCGUCAGGAUGGGAACAAAACUGAGCUCUACACAGCCAGAGACAUCGCACAUCAAUGGCUCAGAAAGGAGCUGCCGAGCGACAUCUAUUUACACAUAGUAUCUGUGUUUGAACUGUCCAGAUCCAAUACAGAAGACCUCGUAAAAACACCAUAUGAAGACCAGCUGAUGCGGUUCGGUCCCUCCAGUAGCAACAGUUUUCGCUGCCACGUAUACGUGAAUGUCAUCCCUGCCUUGGAUGUGGCAUAUGUGCAGUCUCUAAUAGCCACGAGGCUUAAAAAUCCCUACAACGACUCCAGUGGUUUGCUACAGCUGCAAGCAGAUGCAGAAAACAUACACACCACGCCUGUCGAUGGUUUCUUAGUUGACACCAGCAGCCCCAGUACGAUGACACAGCCUUCUCCUGUGACAAAUAUUACCACUACGACCACAAUACCAUCCUCCACGUCCUUUUCUACCACCGACUUUAGACCCCCAACCACGAGCAUCAUCACAAGUACAAGUACUACUACCGUGGCCACGGCCAUGACCAUUGCCACACACCCUGAAAAUGUUUCCGAACUGUAUUUUCAGGUUAAGGUGAACGUGUCCAUAACAGGCGGUUGUGACACAGAACAGAUCCUUAGGUCCUGGCUCAACAAUAGCCUACCAAACAACUUCAUGACAGUGCUUGAAUUUCAGCUAGUCCCCAAAGCUCAAAGAAAUCAUCCUAAGCUGCAGUCAGAAUACCCUACCAGAGUAUUAGCAUACACAGUUCCGAGAAGAGAGAGCUGUAUUUUCCAGGUCCAAGUCAUGAUGCAGUCAGACAUAGAGGAAAUCGAAAACCUGAUACAAUACAUACUGCAAAAACCUUAUGAAAAUGAGUCCAUCUCCAUACGCACUGAGGACAUAGAGAUAAGCCAGAUACUGUCAUUUAAGUGCAAUGCAGAAAUCCGCCAAACCCUGAAAGGGCUGUUCGUGUGGCCUGAAACUUCAGGAGGAGAAACUGCGAAUCAAACGUGCCCAAAGAACCCUGACCACUACGCCACUCGACACUGUAAAGGCAUGCUCAAUACCCACUGGAUGGCUCCAGUGCUGGAAGACUGUGCUCCAGUGGUGGAAACCAUCCCUGACCUGUACCAUGUCAGUGUAACUGCCGAUAGUGCUCGGGAUGUGGUAGAUAUGAUUGAAGUUUUACUGAGUAACCACUCCACACUCAACUAUGAGGAACUGGCGAUAGUCCUCAACAAGCUGCAGGACAUCAUUAACGUCAGUGUGGUCACACCAGAGCUGGGCCAAGCUCUUCUCAACAUUAUUUCAAACAUACUGAAAUCUGAGAGCAACCUGGUGCCUUUUACUAACAACAUCCUGAAUAUUACAGAAGCAAUGGGAGACAGGAUAGUGGGUUAUGAGGGUUUCUCCACCCUGGUCGCUCCAGCCAUCGGCAUCACAGUGGUGGAUGUAGUUCCUGGAGAGUUUAACAGUUUAAUGAUUGGAGUGGCGUCUGAUGCAACUGGCAAAAAACCAGAGAUUUUUAUCAACAGGUAUCCCCUCAACAGCACACUGGCUUUCAUCUCCCUCCCAUCUGCGCUGCAGCACUGCUUCCCCCAACGGGGCCCAGACCAGACCCCACCGAGAAUACAGUUUCAGUUCUACGCCAUUGCAUCGCUCUUUAAGGGGACACAAAUGGAUCAGACACUCAACACUUUUGUGGUGGCAGCCAGUGUGACCAACGCCAGCUGUCCAAUCAAAGACCUGGAAGAAGAUAUUGAAGUCACACUCCAACAUCUCAUACCAAACACACCUUACAAGCAGGUCGAGUGUGUGUACUGGAACUUCAAUAAAAACAAUGGACAAGGAGGCUGGGACAAUUAUGGAUGUCGGAAAUACAACAGCAGCUCUUACUACACAACCUGCCUGUGUGAUCAUCUCACACACUUUGGAGUUCUUCUGGAUGUCGCCAGGACUCAGCUGGACCCUGCUAAUGAGCAGAUCCUGACCAUUAUCACCUAUCUUGGUUGUGGAGUCUCGUCACUCUUCUUGGGAAUCACUGUUCUCACGUACACAGCUUUCGAAAAGCUUCGUAGAGACUACCCCUCUCAGAUUCUCCUCAACCUCUCUCUGGCCCUGCUGGGCUUGAAUCUGGUGUUUCUGGUCAACUCCUGGCUGUCCUCCUGGGGUCUGUACCCUCUCUGCGUGGCUGUGGCCUCCACCUUGCACUACUUCCUGCUUGCAUCAUUCACCUGGAUGGGAUUAGAGGCCGUUAACAUGUACUUUGCCCUUGUUAAAGUAUUCAACGCCUACGUGCCCUCUUAUAUGCUCAAGUUUUGUCUUCUGGGAUGGGGGCUUCCUCUGGUGAUUUGCAUCCUGGUGCUCAUCGUGAACAGAGAGGCCUACGGCAGUCACAUCUACACAGACACUUCUUCUUCUACCUUACAGCUGCUGGACAACUCUGAUAACUUCUGCUGGCUCCAGGACGAUGUGACAUUUUAUGUGUCUGUGGUUGCCUACGCUGUGUUCAUCUUUCUCUUCAACACAGGGGUUUUUGUGGUGGUUCUAAUCCAGAUUCGACGUAUGCGAGCCAACAGCCCGGCAGGGACCAGGAGUGGAGUCAUGCAGGACUUGAAAGGAGUUGCCAGUCUAACCUUGUUACUGGGGCUAACAUGGACUCUUGGCUUCUUUAGCUGGGGGCCAGGCAGAAUAGUUCUGCUGUACCUGUUCUCUGGACUCAACAGCCUGCAAGGACUUUUCAUAUUCUUCUUCCACUGUUUAAUGAAGGAGAACGUCAGGAAACAGUGGAGGAUUCACCUCUGCUUUGGACGUUUUCGUCUUGAGGAGCACUCUGAAUGGAGCAACUCGGCUUCGAUUGGAGCUCAGGCAAAGCCCAAAACAAAUCCUCCAGGAGCAUUAAGACCAUCAGUCGGCUCAACUAAGUCCUCCUCCACAGAAAGCACGUCAGCUUCCUCCAACUACAGCCAGCGAGAUUCAUCCUGCAAGAGACCAGACCUGGGCCUUUUUAUGAAUUCCUUGGCGCUUCCUCAAGCUCAGAGAAGCCCUUCGGGUCCAGGAGGUCCGCCUUCCUGCAGAGGGGUGAGCCGAACACCUGGCUGGAGGAAUCACAUGCUUCACCAGCAAGAAUAAAAGAGCGCAACAUAUUAACUACCACUAAAAAAAAAAAAGGAAAAAAAAAAGUUUGGGUCACUCAGAUUUGUCUUAGUGUUUAUCGUGUUUAAUUAUUGUAGCUGUAAAAAAAAACCCAAAAAACGAUUUGUGUGUCUGCAGCACCAAUCUGUGUGAAUGACGUUGUUUUGUUUUUUUUAUUCUGAAACUUUCCAGAGUGGACAUAUUUUACAAAAUGAAGGUUAUUCCAUGAGGGUAAGCGUAAAAAAACAAAAACAAAACUGAAACAAAAAACAAGACCCAGAAGUUUCCACAGUUCCUUUCCUAACCAGCACAAUACGGCACUUGCGGGUAACAUUUAAUGAAGCUGCCUGCUGAUGAUCUGUUACUCAGUCUAAGGACUGUGAUGCUCUUCUGCUCUUGAUCAGCUGAGUACUGUUGCCUCUUUUUUUUUUUUUUCCUCCUUCGUGCUGUUCUGAGAAUGAAGGCGAGCACAUCGUCGUACAAAAUCUUCAGUUAUUUGACAUCUUCCCACAUGGACUAAAUUAUUAGAACCCCAACAGAGAAAUGUUUCAGAAGAAAGUUUGUUUAUUUGAGACUAUAACCCAACCCAAAGGCUGAUACUGUACACACAUAACUAGUCAGAUAAAUCAGUGUUUUAACCAGCAUAACCAAUUUCUGCUGUGCAAAUUAUUUUUCUAAUGAUCGUUUUAAAUUAUAUACAUGUAGGUAACCCAGCAUGCCACUGGACCACAGAAACAAAGUGUAUUUAGUUAUUCCAUUAAAAUCCUCAAUAAUCUAAAAUAAAUAAAUGUCAUUCAGAAUUCUUCUCUGCCUAAAUGUUAUUUUAGAUUAAAAAAAUUAAAACAGAUAUGCUUUUAUUUCAGAAACAGGCACACUGGAAAGUGAUCCCAAAGUUUUAAGCAGCUGUUAUAUACCACAGCUACACACAGUCUAAGCAUAGUGUACUUUAAUUCAGGAUAACCACAGAUGCAAUCCAUGCGAUUGCAGACCAAAUUAAACUGCAAGCAUCGCUGUAUUCCACCUUCAUCAGAUAUUGUUUUUCAUGCAAUUCUAUUGUUUUUGUUUUUGCUAAAUAUUGUAAAAGAGCCUGUAAUUAUGGAGACACGAGCAGUUGCAUCAGUUCCAAGGAGGAGUUGGUUGCCAAGCAACUGGUGAGUGGAGCCAUGGUGACAAUGAACCGUGGUACCACACAGUUUGUGUGAGAAAAAAAAAAAUUAAGUAUUAAAUUUAAGAUGACAGAAGUCUCACUGUGUUCAUCUUUAUCCUAAUUUCUUUUGCCAGAAACUGCUUUCAAACCAAACAACUCCACAAUCAUCCCUCAAUCAGCGCACAGACGGAAAGAUCACCACACGUUAUUUUUUCCGUGGCUGCGAGUGCCAUUUUGUUCGUGUAAAUUCUGACACCUUUGUUCUGAUCAACAUAUGAUGUUUCUGAAUAAUCAGUCUAAUUAUGGACGUCUCUGCUGCUCAUUUUAGAGAGCCCACGGAAACAAGUGUUUUUAAACUAGCGCAGUCGCUGUAUGCUUUAAUCAUGCAGCUGCCAUUCUUUGAGACGGGCUUGUAGCAAUGUGGAGUCACAACUUAUCCAUCUCUCAGCACGAUGUGUGAGAGCUUACUAAGGAUAUUUUUGUUUUAUAUUGCCUGUCUCACCUUUGC